This is a messenger RNA of Zonotrichia albicollis (white-throated sparrow), 1154 nucleotides long. The record is from RefSeq and is a predicted model, not a curated record. NCBI's taxonomy places the organism in Eukaryota, Metazoa, Chordata, Aves, Passeriformes, Passerellidae.
UCAGGGAUAACCACAACAAUGGACGAUUACACGAAAAUAGAGAAGAUUGGGGAAGGUACCUAUGGUGUUGUGUAUAAAGGUCGUCACAAAACCACAGGCCAGGUGGUUGCAAUGAAGAAAAUACGCCUAGAAAGUGAGGAGGAAGGUGUUCCAAGCACUGCUAUCCGAGAAAUUUCUUUAUUAAAAGAGCUGAAUCAUCCCAAUAUAGUCUGUCUUCAGGAUGUUCUCAUGCAGGAUUCAAGACUGUACCUUGUCUUUGAAUUCCUUUCCAUGGAUCUCAAGAAAUAUUUGGAUAGUAUUCCAUCUGGCCAGUAUCUGGAGCGUUCACGUGUCAAGAGUUAUCUGUACCAAAUUCUGCAAGGCAUUGUCUUCUGCCACUCAAGAAGAGUUCUGCACAGGGACUUGAAACCUCAGAACCUCCUGAUAGAUGACAAGGGAGUGAUUAAACUGGCAGACUUUGGAUUGGCCCGAGCCUUUGGAAUCCCAGUGCGGGUCUACACACAUGAAGUAGUGACACUGUGGUACAGGUCUCCAGAAGUGCUGCUGGGAUCUGCUCGUUACUCUACUCCUGUAGAUAUCUGGAGCAUAGGAACCAUAUUUGCUGAGCUGGCAACUAAAAAGCCACUUUUCCAUGGGGAUUCAGAGAUUGACCAGAUCUUCAGAAUCUUCAGAGCUUUAGGGACCCCCAACAACGAGGUAUGGCCUGAGGUGGAAUCCCUGCAAGACUAUAAAAACACAUUCCCAAAAUGGAAGCCUGUCAGCCUUGAAACACAUGUCAAAAACUUGGAUAAAGAUGGACUUGAUCUGCUGGCUAAAAUGUUAAUUUAUGAUCCUGCAAAAAGGAUUUCUGGCAAAAUGGCCCUGAACCAUCCAUAUUUUGAUGAUUUGGACAAAUCCACUCUUCCUGCUAAUCUGAUUAAGAAAUAGGCCUUCAGACUAAAUCAUCCAGAGUGAAAUAACUGUGAUUACUUUUACUCUUCAGUCUGUCAUUUGUAUGUCUGUCUUUCUGCUCUUAAGAUUGGCUGUAUUCCGUUUGUUUUGGUUUAAGUGUUACCUAAAUGUAAAUAUUAACCUGUUAGUGCUGAGUUCAAAUCCAAUGCAAAUACUGCUGCAAUUAAUGCAGUCACCUUUCUAUAAAUAAAGCUUUAACCCCA